GCCGUGUUGUUCUGCGCACGCGCUACUUUUGCUGACCCGGAAGUUAUCGCCUCACUUAAAAUCGUUGGACCGCUGCGCACGGCCUCUUCCUGUCUGUGCCAGGGCGGCGCGUGGUCCACGACAAGCUGUAGAGACGCCUCAGCCACGGUCUUAGGAUGACGGAGUGGGAGACAGCUGCACCCGCAGUGGCGGAGACCCCAGACAUCAAGCUCUUUGGGAAGUGGAGCACCGACGAUGUGCAGAUUAAUGACAUAUCCUUGCAGGAUUACAUCGCGGUGAAGGAAAAGUAUGCCAAGUACCUGCCCCACAGCGCAGGGCGCUAUGCCGCCAAGCGCUUCCGCAAGGCCCAGUGCCCCAUCGUGGAGCGCCUCACCAACUCCAUGAUGAUGCACGGCCGAAACAACGGCAAGAAGCUCAUGACCGUGCGCAUCGUCAAGCAUGCCUUCGAGAUCAUCCACCUGCUCACGGGCGAGAAUCCGCUGCAGGUCCUGGUGAACGCCAUCAUCAACAGCGGCCCCCGGGAGGAUUCGACCCGCAUCGGCCGAGCCGGAACCGUGAGGCGGCAGGCGGUGGAUGUGUCCCCACUGCGCCGUGUGAAUCAGGCCAUCUGGCUGCUGUGCACGGGUGCCCGAGAGGCUGCCUUUCGGAACAUCAAGACCAUUGCCGAGUGCCUGGCAGAUGAGCUCAUCAAUGCCGCCAAGGGCUCCUCCAACUCCUACGCCAUCAAGAAGAAGGAUGAGCUGGAACGUGUGGCCAAAUCCAACCGUUGAUUUCCCAGCUGCAGCCCCAAUAAAACUGUUUGCCAUUUA
This is a messenger RNA of Phacochoerus africanus (Common warthog), 809 nucleotides long. It is a transcript of the gene RPS5, whose product is annotated as ribosomal protein S5. The transcript is spliced from 6 exons. The record is from RefSeq and is a predicted model, not a curated record. Gene Ontology annotation, biological process: translation; ribosomal small subunit assembly. NCBI's taxonomy places the organism in Eukaryota, Metazoa, Chordata, Mammalia, Artiodactyla, Suidae. Bases 156 to 770 code for a protein of 204 amino acids. Gene Ontology annotation, molecular function: structural constituent of ribosome; rRNA binding; mRNA binding. Gene Ontology annotation, cellular component: ribosome; cytosolic small ribosomal subunit.